AUCGCAAAAUGGCUUGACUGAGCAACGAGACGCUUUGGAGCGUUGACGUUCUUUUAUCGUCUUUAAUCAUGGACGAGCCGAAUAUCCUGAGACGACGUGGGCUGCAGAAAGAGCUGAGUCUUCCCCGAAGAGGAAAUGUCCACCAUGGAGGGCGAGAUGGAUGGAUGAAUUGAUAUGCAGUUGUUUGUUUACAUUCAAGCUUUAGCUGCAGCCAGGAAUGACGUCACUGUGAUCUUGAGAUUACAAUUUCAACAUACUGCCGACCUCAGGCAGGGGAGCAGUCAUCUCUCGAUAAUGUCGCAUGCUGAUGCGGACAGAUUUUUCCUGAAGCGUAACGGGUGACGGGAGACGUUGAAGGACGGGACAUGGCCGUAGAAGCUGCUCGUCAUCACCGAGCUGGCGAGGCGCGGGUCUCGGCUCAAUUUUUACCGAAGCUCAACGACGGAUUUUCUGCCAUCGGACCCCGCCGACGAACCGAGCUAAGCUAACCGACACCAGUGAGGCUCCGCUGGAAAAGACUCUCUGACAUGAGCCCCUGGCUGUAGAGGACAAGUCCCGUAUUUGGAGUCCCUUUAUCGGUCAUUACCAUGGCUGACCAAAACCAUUACUGGACGGUGCUACCGAGCUACAAAACAAGUUUUGUUACCGGGGCAAUGAUGAAAAGAACUAAAGGUGCCCGUAACAACAAGAGAAGGAGUUUGGCUGUUGGUACUCCUUCGCCCACGCUCUCACGACCGCUUUCACCUCUCCCGCUUGCCACAGCUAGCAGCAGCCCGUCAGAAAGCCCCAGAAACGUGUCUGCUAACAGCUCUGCUAACUUCCAGUUUACCCGCAGCCAUCUGGCCCGUACUGAAAGCAAAGGAGAUGGCAGAAGAUGGUCAGUGGCAUCAGUCCCCUCCUCUGGAUACUGUACCAAUGCACCAAGUUCAUCAGUAUCUUCCUCCUCUUCCCAGGAGCUCUUGCAUCAGCUGCCUCUCCAGCCAACUCAAGAUGAUCUCCAUUUCCUGUUUAAACAUUUCCGGAGCACGGAAAGUGUGGCGGAUGAAGAAGGACCACAUGCUUCACCGCCUGUCAGGCUGCGUUCGCGCAGUCUCAGCCCUGGACGAACCUGUGGAAUAUUUGACAAUGAGGUUGUAAUGAUGAAUCAUGUCUACAAAGAACGCUUUCCCAAGGCAACGGCGCAAAUGGAAGGCCGACUUCUGGACAUCAUCGAAGAGUGUUCGCCUGGAACUGCCCUUCCUCUGGCCGAUGGUGUCCUUGGGUUCAUCCAUCAUCAGCUGGUGGAACUGGUCCGAGACUGCUUGGAUAAGUCCCAGAAAGGCUUGGUCACUUCUCGCUACUUUGUGGAGCUUCAGGAGAAGCUGGAGAAGCUUCUGCAUGAGGCAUAUGAGCGUUCAGAGAGUGAGGAAGUGACGACCAUUACAAAACUGGUGAAAAAGAUUCUCAUCAUCAUCUCUAGGCCUGCCAGGCUCCUGGAAUGUCUGGAGUUUGACCCGGAGGAGUUUUACCAGCGUUUGGAGACUGUUGAAGGUCAAGCCAAGGUCAGCCAGGGGAUCAAGACCGAUAUUCCCAGAUACAUCGUCAGCCAGCUUGGCCUUACCAGGGAUCCUCUUGAAGAAAUGGUCCAACUGGAACAAACAAGUCCAAGUCACAGAUCUGCCAGUAGAGAGUCUGAGUCUGGCGAGGCAACACCUACACAGAGCCGUGCAGUUUGCACUCCCCCGCGUAGGAAACCACUGGAGAGUGACUUUGAAACGAUCAAGUUAAUUAGCAAUGGCGCAUAUGGAGCUGUAUUUCUAGUCCGUCACAGGGAAACCCGACAACGCUUUGCCAUGAAAAAGAUCAACCGGCAGAACCUGAUUUUGAGGAACCAGAUCCAGCAGGUGUUCGUGGAACGAGACAUCCUCACUUUUGCUGAAAACCCAUUCGUGGUUUCCAUGUUUUGCUCUUUCGAAACACGGCGGCACCUCUGCAUGGUCAUGGAGUAUGUAGAAGGUGGGGAUUGUGCCAAUCUAUUGAAGAAUAUUGGUCCAUUGCCCGUGGACAUGGCACGCAUGUAUUUUGCAGAGACCGUCCUGGCUUUAGAGUACCUUCACAACUAUGGAAUUGUACACAGAGACCUCAAACCUGACAAUUUGUUAAUCACCUCCAUGGGACACAUAAAACUUACAGACUUUGGACUGUCAAAGAUUGGCCUGAUGAAUAUGACAACCAAUUUGUAUGAAGGUCACAUUGAGAAGGAUACGAGAGAGUUCAUUGAUAAGCAGGUUUGUGGUACCCCAGAGUACAUUGCUCCAGAGGUGAUCCUGCGGCAGGGCUAUGGGAAGCCUGUGGACUGGUGGGCAAUGGGCAUUAUCCUCUAUGAGUUCCUUGUGGGCUGUGUGCCUUUCUUUGGAGAUACACCCGAACAGCUCUUUGGUCAGGUGGUCAAUGAUGACAUCAUCUGGCCUGAGGGGGAAGAUGCACUUCCAGCUGAUGCCCAAAACCUUAUCACCAGACUACUUCGUCAAAGUCCGCUUGAGCGCAUCGGAACUGGUGGAACUACUGAGGUGAAGGUGCACGUGUUCUUCUUGGGUUUAGACUGGAAUGGUCUCCUUAGGCAAAAAGCAGAGUUCAUACCACAAUUGGAGACUGACGAGGACACCAGUUAUUUUGACUCCCGAUCCGAGCGCUACUGUCACCUAGGUUCUGACGAUGAUGAUGAAACGAAUGACGAUGAAUCCUCUCUUGAACUGCGACAGUUCUCCUCUGUGGCCCACCGCUUCAGCAAGGUGUACAGCAGCUCAGAGCACCUGUCCACCUCUACACCAUCCAACCAGAGCUUGUCGUCUUCAGAGCGGAGCCAUAGCGAAGAGAAAGAGGAGCGAUGGGAGAGCAGAGGUGCCUUUUCCCCUGUUGACGGACACAAGCACUUGGCGACUGGAGACAGACCCGAUGGACUCAGGGGAAGUUUGCGUCCUCGUGCCUCAUCCAGUUCCUCCCAGUCUGAGCGCAGUGCAAGCCCGCUGGUAUUAAAUAGUACUCAGAGCCUUGACAUGAUGCCUCGCUUUGCCAUCUCUACUGAGGAGGAGGAUGGCAUGGUCUCCAAUCUGAGGCGCAUUCGUCUACGCAGUAACAGCACAGGCACUAGACCAUCAUUCCGCAGGGGUGCAUCCAGACGCAUCGCCCACCAACUGGAGACUCCAGAAAAACCCAGGCCUCCAACUGGAAAAGUCCCCAAGUCUGCCUCAGUCUCUGGACUUUCCCUUGUCAUUACACCAGAUGACUCAGCGGGUCCUCCUUCCAGCCCCAAGUCGUCUUUAUCUCUGUCAUCCAACCCUUCGUCCAGAGACUCGUCCCCCAGCCGGGAUCUUUCCAUCAACAUCAGCUGCCUCAGGCCUCCAGUGGUCAUCCACAGCUCUGGGAAGAGGUUUGGCUUCGCUUUGCGAGCAAUCAGAGUCUACAUGGGAGACAGUGAUGUCUACACAGUUCACCAUAUGGUCUGGUGUGUGGAGGAGGGCAGCCCAGCACAUGAGGCAGGUUUAAGAGCAGGUGAUCUCAUCACACAUGUCAAUGGGGAAUCUGUACAGGGACUUGUCCAUACCGAGGUGGUAGAGCUUCUGCUUAAGAGUGGAAACAAGGUGACCCUGCAAACCACUGCUUUGGAAAACACUUCUAUUAAAGUGGGUCCCGCCAGAAAGACGAGCUACAAGGCUAAAAUGGCCAGACGCAGCAAAAGAAGCAAAAGGAGAGAUGGGCAGGACAGCCGGCGGCGUAACAUAUUGAAGAAGCUGUCCAAACAUACGCCCCCUCCACCAAUGCAGGGCAGUCGCAGUUUCUCUUCCGGGUUCCACCAGUCAUCCAGCGACAGCCUGUCUGGGUCUCCCACCCAGUCUCUCUCGCCUGGUCCGUCCACCCCCUGCCGUUCCCCUGCUCCUGACCACUCUGGAGAUUCAAGUUCAUCACCCUGCUCCAGUUCCCCUAACUCGCCUGUACCUCAGACUCGUCCCAGCUCCCUUCACGUCUUGGGCCGCUACGCCAAGGCCGGUCGCUGCAAGUCCACGAGCAGUAUCCCGCCUUCCCCGCUGGCCUGCAUCCCACCUCCCCAGCCUCUAUCGCCUCAGUGCUCUCCCUCCUGCCUUCCCAGCCACCCAAAGUCACUGCACGGUUUUCACGGUAAAACGUUGUCCCCUCCCACGAUUGCUCGCCAUUCUGUGCGUCCCCGCAGUGCUGAGCCGCCACGUUCGCCGCUCCUCAAGCGGGUCCAGUCAGCAGAGAAACUGACUGGUGACAAAACAACAGGCGGGUAUCAUUGCGAGAGGAAAGCCUACAGCGCCAGGCGGCAUACGAUGGAGGUGCCUCUCUCUGAGGGUGAAGAUGUGGAGGAAGAGGGAGCCACUGGGUUUGUUUGCGUGGGCGAACAUGGUCGCCAAGGGUUGUACGUCGGGAGCCAAAGAAGUCACCAAGACAUUAUCGGAGGAGGCAACGAGCACCACCGCUACAAUGCUGUGCCACAACACCGGGGCGGUAACCACCACUCUGCGGAGGUGGUGGUGAUGAGGAAGUUGGCUUUGUCUGAGCGCCGGGACUCCUUCAAAAAGCAGGAGGCGGUGCAGGAAGUGAGUUUCGAUGAUUUGGACGAGAGAGAAGCCACACUUCCCGGCAGUCCGCCCAAGACGUGCACGGCCUCCUGGGUCUCGGCUCAGUCAGACUCCAAAUUGAAUGUGGGAGGAAAGGCAACACAGGAUACGCCAACACAGCAAAAAGCCAAGUCGAGAGAUAAAGAAUGGUCUUAGAUUCAGACCACCUUAUGAUAGGUCAAGAUUAACAACCGGUUUCUCCUGGGGGUGUCUGCGUUGCCACCAUACACUGCUCACAAAAAGUUAUUUUGGGGGAUUUCCUGUUAAGUUUCAGGAUGAUCCUAAAAUUCACCAUUAAUUUCACCUUUUAACUUUUGAAUGUGUGUGUCCAAUUGUUCUACAACUAGCUGUUGUCUAACAGGGACUUGAACAGCAAAGUUCCCAACAGAUACCUCAUCCAUGAUUUGACAAAUGCUUUAAAAGGAUGUCCAUGUUUUUACCUUUCAAGUGAUCCCAGGUGAGAUUAAUUAUAGCUACAACACAUUGUCGGUAUAACGUGCAGACAAAAUGCUAAAUUGUGGCUACGAAAUAACAAAUUAUGACCACAAUAUAGCUAUAGUGUGCAAAUUAAAUACUCAUUUGUAACCAACCACGUAAAAUCGUAGUCCAUCUUGAUUGUGUGUGUGUGUGUGUGUGUGUGUGUGUGUGUUUGUAUGUAUGUGUACACACACACAAAAGUAUAUACACUAAUUUGAGAAUAUUUGGAGGCCCGCUCUUUUUUUUUUUUAAUGCCUUGUUGUUCAAAUUAAGGACUGACUCAGGUGCUAAAAAAAAUUGGAUCGGGACAUCCCUACUAAUUUAAGGGUGACUUAUCAUUCCUCUGACCAACUUGGACAUCUGGCGACGCAAUUGGAGUAAUUCCACCACAACAUGUACAAAAAUUCUAUUUUGUGGCUACAAUCUAUUAAAACUCUGGUCACAUAAUAGUUAACAUAAAAUGUUAUGUCCAAACUAAAUUCUAAUUUGUGAGUUUAACAAUUUCCAUGAGCCAUUUAGACUUCUACGUACACAAAUGGAGCACACCUUCACUUGGAAAGUUUUGUGUUGUAGAAGAUUUGCGGUUGAUUUGUUUGUCCAGGAAAAAUUUUGGUUUUUGUGUGUACAUUCGUACCCUAUAUUGUGGGAGCAAAUGAGCAUUUUGUGGCCCCAAGUGAGUAUUUUCUGUGAAUAUCUAAAUUGUGACCACAAUUUUAUAAUGUUUUACCCGUGUCAUGGCAGCAACCUUUAAUGUGCCACACUUAAGCUCGUUGGUCACAUCCUUCUGAGAAAAUCCUUGCGAGUCUUCAGACAUGAUGUCCUCAGAGAAAGCAUCCAUUAUGCUUACAGCAUCCACAGCAGCUUAAAACUGAGAAACUGGAUGUUCUAAGAACUUUACAGAAGUGGAUGUUCUUGGGAGUGUUGUGAAUGUUGCUCUUCAGGGCUAAAAAAACAUGAAGAAGAAAGAAAGUGGGACUUGUGCAUUCAAGAGUUUAGAGCAGGUCAAAUUAAGUUCAAAUUUAAAGGUCAAAAUCACAUUUUAGGUCCAUCCUGAAAUGUCAAAUAAUAUCCCUGAACGUUUUGUGAGCACAGUUGUAUCUUCAUGCCCAGACAACCACAUGUUGCCAGACAUCUGCGAUCAAGUCCCUGGAUCAUCACAAGCUUGAAAAUGGAUAUUUCUUGGUAACAUACGCAUCCUUUAAUACUGUUAAUACAAAUAUGACUGCCCAUCUAUGUUUACCCCAUUGUUGCUUGGUUUGUCUGUUUCGAAAACUCCACGUUAUCUAUGACAAUAAUUUUGUAAAUGUAUUUGUAUUUUAAAUGAAGACGCGUAUUUAUAACUUUGUUUACUCAUCUUGUUUUUGGUUUCUGGGAUGCUUUAGUGCUUGUUUGCAACUGUCUAAAAGUGUUAAUACACAAAAGCGUGAUUUUAUUUUUUAUUCAGUUUUCAACAUUUUGAGGCUUUGAGUUUCAUAAAUCCCUGUCCUCGA
Syngnathoides biaculeatus (alligator pipefish) is the source of this 6586-nucleotide messenger RNA. It is a transcript of the gene mast3a, whose product is annotated as microtubule associated serine/threonine kinase 3a. The record is from RefSeq and is a predicted model, not a curated record. Gene Ontology annotation, biological process: peptidyl-serine phosphorylation; intracellular signal transduction. Gene Ontology annotation, molecular function: protein binding; ATP binding; protein serine/threonine kinase activity. The transcript has 30 exons. Lineage: Eukaryota; Metazoa; Chordata; Actinopteri; Syngnathiformes; Syngnathidae. The coding region runs from base 588 to 4775 and encodes 1395 amino acids.